Molecule: messenger RNA, 4491 nt
Organism: Oncorhynchus kisutch (coho salmon)
Lineage: Eukaryota; Metazoa; Chordata; Actinopteri; Salmoniformes; Salmonidae
Product: DENN domain-containing protein 1A
Exons: 8
Coding region: 1-1041 (346 amino acids)
Biological process (GO): endocytosis; endocytic recycling
Cellular component (GO): clathrin-coated vesicle; cytosol
Molecular function (GO): guanyl-nucleotide exchange factor activity; phosphatidylinositol phosphate binding
Source: RefSeq, a predicted model, not a curated record
AUGAGGAUAAAGGAAGUCAAGAGUCAUGCCAGGAUGGGGAUAAAGGAAGUCAAGAGUCAUGCCAGGAUGGGGAUAAAGGAAGUCAAGAGUCGGCUAAAACAAAAGGAGCUGGCAGAGAAUGGCUACUCCUCGACAGCAGACACAGGUGGCACAGGAGCGGCCCAUCACAGCGCACUUUGGACAGGCAGCGACAACAACUACCACCAGUGGCUAUUCACUGUCAAGGCCCGUCCAUCCAGGCUACUGGUGGCCAAGAGACCUCGCAGCAACGUGGGCCUGGAGAGCAGCCCUGAACAGCCGCAGCCUUACCACUCCCUGAAGGAGGCAGAAUUUGCAGAGGAACCCAGCAGUGGCCCCUCCUACACGGCCCCACCCAGCCCGGCGACGGAGAAGUUUGCGGACAUCAACCUGCUAGGGGACAUGUUCAGCUGCUUGGAUGAGACCCGAGGGCCAGCAGCUCAGCCUUGCCAGGAGCCUGGAGGACCUCCGCAUUCCCAAAGACCACCAGGAGCAGCAGAAAUUCACCUACCAGAUAGCAGAGUGCACGUGGCACUCGGAGGCUACAGACCUGGUUCAAAUAUCUAUUUCAGGCGCAUGGACCUGAGUGGCAGCGAGCACACGUGCACCCUCCCAGGCCUCAAACACCCGUGCACCCUCCCAGGCCUCAAAGACCCCAACCCUUACAACAAGAUGUGGAGUGUGCAUGGGCAAGAUCACAUGGCCGUGGCCAGCCGGUUGUCGCCGAACUGGGAUGGACCCCUGUCGGUGCCCCCACCUGAGCUUGAGGAGCCACUGCACCCCAGCCGAGAAAGCUUCGGUCCCGGGGUCUCUGAGCUGCCGGAUCCCUCCACCACCCCUAGCCAAGGGGGGUGCAUAACCAUCCCCGCCCCCAGGGGAGGAAAACCCCAGAGCCAGGGAAGGUCUUGGCUGCGCCACCAGUGCACGAGCCACAAAACAAGCCAGGAGUGGCGGGGGAGGGUGGGACCACCACGGCAGGGGGUCAGGAGUUCCGGCAGGCCCUUGGGAUGGGGGGUAACCUGAUGCUGCAGCCCACCUAGAUAGACUUCAGCGAAGGUGAGGACGUGGAUCUGCUCAGCCUCCUUGACCCCCUGAACAACCCAGCCCAAACCACCAUCACCCCAGCAGGGGAAGGAGCAGACUCCCUGUCCGGUACUGCCCCUCCAUCCUCCAGGACCAUUUUCCCGUCACGGUCCUAUCCCCAGAGCCUGCCCCCCUUCCACCAACACAUGACGCUCAACCCCUUCACCACUCCCCUCGGCUACCCUACCCACAGACCCUACUUGCCCACCAUGGCGGGGAAUCCCUUCAGUGGAGGCACAUGCAGGCCUCCUGCCUCUGCCUAUUUCCAUGCCACCCCCCAUGGUCAUCCUCCUCACCUUCUCUCCACAAUUCCGGGGCUCUACAGACUGUCCUCCCCUGUAGGGUCGACCCUCCCCCCUGGCAAUGGCUCUAUGUGGCCUGCCUUCCCCAAUCAUGGCGGUCCUCCCCCCACCUCUUCAGACAGCCUGUUGAACUCACCCUCAGCCCCCAGCCCUAAUCCUCCCAACACUACAGAGGACUCUGAGACUCAGGAUCCCUUUGGGGAACUACUGGCCAUGGCCACGCCGGCCGUCGCACUACCUAAAAAGAGGGACCUUCGGGGGAAGUGGGAGACUUUUGACUAACCCCCCCAACGCCAAUAAGUGACUUUCCACUUAGUGACAUUGUCUUAUUUACCCCUUCCCUGCACCAGCUUAUGCUGCUGAUCAAUGAGGAACAGAGUCUGUGUGUCAGGUGACAAAUCGAGAGACUGGUUUCCACACGGUCCCCUCCCCCAGUCACUUGGACAAGUCCGUUCCCCCUCUGCUGAGCGUUGGAGUUCGAGCCUCUUUCUUUUUCUCUUUGUCUGUCUCUCACCCUCUAUCUCUCUCUUUCGUCCAUUAGCCAGGAAUGGGACUCUAAACCUGGCUUUACUUAUUUCAGUAUGCUGAUGCAUCAACCGUGCAGAGCCCAUGCUAGCGCGCUCUUGCACAUUGUCUUUUAGCUUAGCCUAUAGCUUUGCUUAGCUCAAACAGUAAAUUGUGUGGCCACUAAAACGCAUCUUGACUCCAUCCUGAGACCAAGCACCAAAAUUCCAGCACGUCUCAGAAACUGUCAGAGCCGUGUCUGUCACUGCAAUGAAAUAGCUAAUCAUUAGAGUAGCCAGUAGUCCGCAUUUGUGGAUUGCCCAGGUUAACAGCGCAUUCCAAGCAUGCAGUCAGUCUACCCUCGUUGUCUUCAGCUGUGUCAUGCUAAACAAUUUAUUUUAGAGGAAACACUCAAACGAUACAUGAUUUUGUUUGUCUGGACUCACCUCUGUACAAACUAAUGGACCGUACUCAUUCACUGAAGCAAAUCUGCCGGAAAUAUGUGCAGUAGUAUUUUCUGUUUACAGUUCAUAUUUGUAUCACGCUUUUCUCUAAGAGAUUUGAUGGAACUCAUGCCUGUUAUUCUUCAAUUGGUCUUGCUGAGAUUUGAUGUUUGCAUUAAGAAACAGUGAAGGAAACAUGUUUCAUACGAGACAGUCCGAGUAUGACAAUGUUUGAGAAUGGGACAAGAAGAUAAAGGCAUAGUGGAGUUUGGCUUACUUUUGUCAUUUCCAGUCACAUACAGUACCCUAUAUUUUGGUGAAAGGAUCCAUUUUAAGCCAAACUCCAAAUAAGGACAGAUGAAUUUACUGUACCAUCGCAGGCUUUAUCACAGAUAUCUACAGCACCGGUUUGAGUGCCAUACAUUUUUUUUAUUCAAAAUCAGAAACUUUCAUCAAGUUAUCUAGCUGCUCAGAUACACGGUUGUCUUAUCCUCUGUUUGGAAACAAAAGUGAGCAUGCCGCGUUAAGACGUCUAACCAAAAUUGGGUGGAAGAGCUCUCUCUGUGAGGUACUUAAAAAGUCAACCUAUAAUCAAACAACCAAAAUGUGUUGAUUGUAGAGUGAGAGAACGAUUUCUCGUAAGGCUUCAUUUAUUCUACAAAAUGCAUACUCUGCCAUUUUUGCACUGGUUGUAGAACUGUGUAACUUUGAGUGCAUAGCGAUACCACACUUUCACAUAUUGAGGAUAAAUGAGUCUUAGGAGCAGAGUUUUGGGGGGAGGAAACAUGUCCUUACCAGGCAGUGCAUCGUGGGGUAUAUUGUUUGCUAGCAGAGACUAAAGUUAGCUGACGUUUGUAGUGGCUGUUUAAAGAAAACCAAACCAUGGAUUACAGUUUCUCUUGAACCAUAGACUGGAAAAUACUGAACCUCCCCUUUAAGAUUGUUGCCCUACCUAGAGUAAAAAUGUUUUUAAAAACAUGAACCAAAAAGUGGAAGGGUGGGGGUAGUGGGUGCCCACUGUUCAUGUAUUUCUUAAAAAAUAAAGUCCAUCCAGUCCAUCUUCAAUGCUCGAUCGAAUGGCAUAUGCCGGUGUUACACUGGAGCCUCCUCUGUCUAUCGGAGACCAAAGGUUGUCCUUGGACCUUUGACUUCCCGCCCAGUCUUUCAAUGACUUUGGAACGCCCCCACCACCAACCGGGAUGCUCCUUCAGACAUGCAACUCAAUUCUUUACCAACCACCCUGCACUGCCCACCCCCACUACUCCAACCUGUACUCCCUCACCAAGAUCCUCCAAACUACUCACACAAGAUUAGGGCAAACAAAACACAAAAAUACGGCACCACUGGGCCAGUAACAUAUACAUCCAGCAGGGGGCAGCAGCUCAUGUCGUCUCCCCUGUGUCUCCCUCCAGCGAGCUAGACCGACUUUAGAGUCUAUUGUCUCAGUGAGUCUUGCGCACCUGCCAGCAGUGCUGUGCUCUCAGAUGAGCUUUUGCAGAUUUUUGCGUGACGCAGCCUAGCCACAUGUCCCGAGCACAGUUCUUGGAUCAGAUCUAGACUGAUCAGAUGAGUUGCCCCUCAGGGGGGACGUUAAAUAUGCUGUCCGUUUCCAGGCGCCCCCCGGCCACCUCCUGAGCGCUGGGGCUGUAGGAUCCCCCCGACUGGCGCUUCUUGCGGGCUGUGAACACCAUCAAGGUGAGGCGAUGACUGCUAGCAGAGCACCAAGGCACACCAGGGGGAUGGCUAUCACCAGCCACGGCACCCGCUCUUUCUGGGGCUGUUACUGCAAGGAGGAAACAAGCAAGGAACCAAGGGAGAAAUACGAUGAAUGCAAAAUGACUUGGAAGAGGAGGAGAAGAAUGAAGAAGUCAAUAGUUCUUACUUUUGUAUGGCAGAAUGGGCCACUGUAGCCAGGUAGGCACACACACCAGAACCUAUUGAGUCGAUCGAUACAGGAUCCACCAUUCCGACAGGGGUUAGACUCACACUCAUUUAUCUCUGUUUCACGCCUGAGGAGGAAAACACAAUGAGGACAUUGUAAACAGACAUAACAAGCAUGAUAUACAGUGGGGUCUGAAAUGAUUGACACCCUUGAUAAAAAUGUGUGAAAAUUACUAUAUAAAAUAAAUGAUUCAAGUACC